Penicillium robsamsonii is the source of this 900-nucleotide messenger RNA. RefSeq lists its product as uncharacterized. NCBI's taxonomy places the organism in Eukaryota, Fungi, Ascomycota, Eurotiomycetes, Eurotiales, Aspergillaceae. The coding region runs from base 1 to 900 and encodes 299 amino acids. The record is from RefSeq and is a predicted model, not a curated record. The transcript has a single exon.
AUGCAACUAUUCUCUUGGCCUCGAUCGCAGCUACUAGAAAUCGGCGACCAAAGCUGGUGCCCCUCAUGGCUGCACCAGCACGAGCAACUAGUUCUCACCCAAUUGUGGAAUCUUCGAGUCCCCUGGUGGAGCCGUGGAAGUCUUGCGAAACAGGCAUGUGCGGUGUUCAAAGAGCACUUGAAAGACCUUUCCUCGUACACAGUCUUGGACAUUUGCGCUGGCGCCGGUGGGCCUACCCCAGUCCUCGAAUCGGAACUCAAUAAACAACUCGAGUCCGAGGGCAAGGGCCCUGUUCAGUUUGUUUUGACCGAUUUGUAUCCCCAUAUUGAAGAGUGGGAGCGAAUCUCAAAGAAACAGCAGAAUGUCACGUAUAUCGAGAGCCCGGUGGAUGCUCGAGCUGUUCCUCGAUUCGCAGCAAGUUCGAAAAAAGAAUGUCGGAUCUUCAAUAUCUGUUUUCACCACUUUGGAGAUGAAGAUGCAGCAGGAAUUCUGCGUAAUGCAAUUGAGUCUGCUGACUCGUUUAUGCAAGUUAUGAUUCCGUUGAUAUCAUCUGUUUCAUCAGCUAAUUUGAUCCCCUAUAGCAUAUUCGAAAUCACGUCACGCGAUCUUUGGACCUGUCUAUGCUCGCCUUUGGUGUUCUUUUAUACUUUCUUUGUAACUCUUGUUUGGUAUUGGGAUUUGCCUAUCCAUCUCCUUUUCACAUUCAUUUUUCCCGUGGCACCUCUGACUAUCUUGAUUGAUGGGUUUAUAUCCUGUCUCCGAACUCGCACCGCAAAAGAAACCUGGCAACUGCUGGAUCAGCCAGACCUUGACCUCACCAACUGGACGUUUCACAGUGGGCAGAAAAUUGUUCAAUUCCCUUUCAUCACUUUGUAUUAUCAUGUUGGCAUCAAAUCAUAA